Messenger RNA from Onychostoma macrolepis, 4651 nucleotides. RefSeq lists its product as uncharacterized. The record is from RefSeq and is a predicted model, not a curated record. Bases 719 to 1624 code for a protein of 301 amino acids. Lineage: Eukaryota; Metazoa; Chordata; Actinopteri; Cypriniformes; Cyprinidae. The transcript has 2 exons.
AUCUUUCUUUUCAGGUUUAACAAGUUCGUUUUUAAAGAGUUUUAAAAUCGUCCCUAGGUGGUUGCAAACUCUGUUCAAAUUAUGCAGUCUACCUGUUUAACAAAAUUUAGCUCUGAUGUCAGCAUUGUAAUUAAAGAUGAAAUAGUUUGCUGAGAAGACUACGCUAGUCAACAUUUGAAGUAGAUCAAAAUCAUCAAAGUUUGCCCUAAAACCAAAAUGUGUUCUUGUCUUAGGACAACUUUGAUUAACUUUUUUGAUCCACUUCAAAUGUUGACUACCGUUGUGUAAGUGUGCGAUGUGACAAGAAAAUUAUCAUGGAAAAAGAUAAAAAAAUAAACCAUAUCAUUACUAUUUUUCUAUUUUGUAAUAUCAAUGUUGUAUAGUACAGAUUACAGGACGGUUUAUCUAGAUAAACAAACAAUUUAUUUUUUCAACAUGACGUUUCUUUAACCUAUUCAAUUCAAUUCAAUAUUGCUUUAUUGGCAUGACUGUAAAAAAUACAAUAUUGCCAAAGCUUGAAAUAUAUUUUGGUCAAACUAAGUUUAUAUAACUGCUGUUUUCUUUAUACAUUAGCAGUGUCUGUGGAGAAAAUGUGUGCGAUGGUCAGUAUGUCACAAGGUAGUUAUAAUUUAGAUGGAGGAAUGGAGAGAGCAACACGGAGGGAAAAAAAGAAAGAAUGAGGAAAUGACACUAGAGAGUGUAGUGAGAGGAAUUUGAAAUGGAAGCAGAUUCCUGUGAUGACACUGAGGAUGAUACAGUUGGAGGACGAAAGAGAAAAAAUGGACGCAGUUGGAAGAAGUGUGUUAAUAAAAGGAGAAGAAUGAGGGGACAAACGUAUGUUGGGAUGAGAGGGAACGAAGAAGUUAACAUGGAGUCCCGGGUGAUGGGACCAAGAUGUCAGUCUGCUGGAUGUGUAAAGUCCUCCAAACAUCACUGCAGUACAAUUGGAGAAGCAGACAGGGAGAACAUUUUUAAAUGUUUUUGGGAGAACAUGAACUGGGAGGAGAAAAAAAUUUAUGUGCGUGGUUUGGUGGAUGUCGUCCCAGUAAAGAGGAAAAGGGGGCGUGACAAUUCAAGAAGGUUAUCUACUCUUAUUUACUUUUUAAAAGUUGAUGGACAGAGAAAAAGGGUGUGUAAAAGUUUCUUUUUGUCAACACUUGGAUUAGGGGAAUGGUCUGCUCUUAGCUGGGUGCAAGAUGCAGGAAAUACACAGCAGAAUGCAGCACCACACCUCAGACGUGAGGAUCGUGAGUUCAUGAAGAGUUUUCUGCAGGAACUCCCGAAGGUGACUUCCUGCAACUGUAGGUCAUCAGCAUCAAAACAGUACCUGGAGCCUGGCUUUCAGUCCAUGACUGGCCUGUAUAAAGUCUACCAUCGUGCUGCUGAGGAAAAGCUGCUGAGACCCUUCUCAAGACAGGUGUUCUCAGAAGAAUUUAAGCAGCAGAACCUGGGACUUCACCAUCCAAAGAAGGAGCAGUGCAAUACAUGCUGUUCCUUCAAGACUGGUAACUUGCCAGAUAAUAAGUGGCAGGUCCACUUUCUUAAAGAGGAAGAGGCCUGCAUGGUAAAUGUGCAGGACAAAAAUGACACCAGUGUCAAGACCGAAAUUAAAAGUGAAUGGUGAAAAAGGAUUCUGAUUGGUCUUAAAGACCACAUUCUCAAAUAAAAAAAAAAACCAGUUUGUCCAAAAAGAAUGAUUAAUUUCUCAACUUAGAUUUUGCUAUCUGUGUGGUCUAGGUGGUCAUACAGCAUAUGACUGUGUAUAUGAGACAAAGUACUUUCUGUUUGGCUUUCAUAUGGAAUUAUUUUUUUGAUGCCUAACAUACGGGACGAUUUUGUAUUAUACGGAAUGGUUGGCAACCCUAGUAAGUUCUAACAUUUUGUAAUCGACAUGUAACUUAAUAGGUUGCCAGUGUAAAGAUGAUCAAAUUAAGGUGAAAUGAUCACAUUCUCAACCUGACAACAACUCUAGAAGCUACAUUUUGGACUUAUUGUAGCUUGUGUAUUGAAGAUGCAGGACAACCACCUAGCAGUGCAUUACAAUAGUCCAGUCUAUAGGUCAUGAACACAAGAACUAGCUGUUCUGCUUCAAAAAGCAGAUAACAUGUUCUGCAUCAUGGAAAUGUUUCUAAGGUGGAAGAAGGCUGUUUUUGUAAUAUGUGACAGUCAAGUUAUUGACUUGACUUGAGCAUCCUUCUAGAUGCAAAUUGUUUUCUAAAAGCUUCUGUGUGGCCCAAUAAGUAAUGUAUAUAUUUUUUCUCAUCCCAAUUCAAUGUAAGAAAAUUAUUGUUUAUCCAAUUUUUAACAUCUGCAACACAGUUAAUUUAGAUCAUUUAGAAAUGUAUCUGGUCUCGAUGAAAAAUGAGAGCUGAAUAUUAUCAGUAUAAAAAUGGAACCUAAAAACCAACAUAAAACUAGCUAUAUAAAAGGGCUCCAUUUAUAAUAGAAUACUAUUUGAAGUUUUCCUGUUGUUGUUUUUUUUCCUCUUUAUUAUUUUUCUGUUGUAAAACGGGAUAUUGGAGGUGAAUAUUGGUUUGGGAAAAUUAAUGAUUAUUAACUUUUCCCGCCAAACAGAAUUUUUCAGAUUUCUGUUUUUUCACUGUUAUAUGCUAGGGGGCGCUAUUGCGCAUCUCCUGAAUAAGUCUUGAUUGUGCUGAUCAGAAGAACAGACCAGGAAGAAACGAGCGAUUUCAUAUGCAAGCAUAUGCAUAUGAAAAAUAAUACGAUCAUCAACACUAACCACGUAUAAAUGAAAACUGCCUAAUGUUACAGAGUGAAAUGUCAAUCCAGGAAGUGGUAAAGGCCUAUGCAAGAUAUGGGAGUACUGAUAGAAGCCAUCUACUGCAUCUUUGCUUUCAUAAUAUUACUGAAUAUAAUCCAGAUGUAGUAUUUGCUCAAAAUGUUAUUUUUUUAUGACGCCUACAUUCAAGUGUUGAUAAAAAACAAUGCUUGAAGCUAGAAUAAAACAGAUUUUGUUUUGUUUUGUUUGAAAGUAGAGGGUCUGAUUUUUAUUUCGAUGUAUUGCAUGUUCAGAUAUUCAUACAACAAAAUAUUCGGGGGGCAAUGAAAUUUUAGUGAAAAUCUGCAAAAAUGCUGGCGGUGGCUGGUGUCUGGCAACUUUUUUCAAAAAUGCUGGCAGGGAAAGAGUUAAACAGACUGCAAAAUGUGGCCAGUUUUUUUUUUUUUUUCCCCUAACCAUUCCAAACCAAGUCUAACCAUUACACUAAGUGAGGUAUGGUGGAGUGCAAUCAAGUCACAAAGGCUGUAAUUAUAUAAAUAAAAAGUUUGAUGCACUGCUUGUUUCAGAGUGAAGUGUGUUACUGUGUUCAUUUACACAGAAGUUGUUCCAUGUGUAAAUGAUCCAGUGUUUUCAGUGUCACAGAGUGCCUUGUUAGCCGUAAAUACUGCAGCACACAAGCUCCAACUCUGAAUGUGCUGUGAGUUUGAGAUGUUUAUACCCAUGCAUUUGAAAAAAAUAAAAAACAUUUCUACCCCGGGGCUGCAAACCCAGGGUACAGUUACACAAUAACAAUAUGCUAAAAAUCAAAUUUUCACAAUUCACAUUUUUGUAGUGUACACAGAGACUGUGUACAACAGCAUUGUUUUCAAAACCAAUUUUCAAAGGUUUGCUUUUUCAGGCACCCAAAAUGCAGUUGUUAUGUAAAGGAACUGCCAAAAUGCAUAAAAAGCUUUUCGUUUUUAGUUGAAAAUGGUGUCUGGUAAUUGCACCUUCAGUUAGGGCCUCAGCCAUGCAGAGUUUAGCUUCAACCCUAACAAAUCAAGUCUUUAACGCUUAUUUGAAAACGUGAUAUGUAUGUUGGAGUAGGGUUGGGACUAAACUUUGCAGUGCAGAGGCCCUGAGUUUUGCACCCCUGAUCUACCCAAAUGUAUAAUGAGCGUCAUGUGUAUGUUAUCAACAAAAGAAAAGCUUUAAGGCCUCCCUGUGGUUUUUCACUAGAAAUAAUUUUUGUGUGAUUUAAUGUUUGGAAGCAAAGAAAUAAGGCAGCCACAUAUUAAAAAUGUAAUUCUACAUUUAGAUAUGAUCACAUUUCUUCUAGUAUAUAGUAUAUAUUUUAGAAAUAGAUACUAUUUGUGACCCUGGACCACAAAACCAGUCAUAAGGGUCAAUUUUCUGAGACUGAGAUUCAUACAUCAUCUAGAAGCUUUCCAUUGAUUUAUGGUUUGUUAGGAUAGGACAGUAUUUGGCCGAGAUACAACUAUUUUAAAAUCUAUUGCGAAAAUCGCCUUUAAAGUUGUGAAGUUCUUAGCAAUGCAUAUUACUAAUCAAAAAUGAAGUUUCGAUAUAUUUACAGUAGGAAAUUACAAAAUAUAUUCACGGAACAUGAUCUUAACUUAAUAUUGUAAUGAUUUUUUGGCAUCAAAAGAAAAAUUGAUCAUUUUGACCCAUACAAUAUAUUUUUGGCUAUUGCUACAAAUAUACCAGUGCUACUUAUGACUAGUUUUGCGCUCCAGGGUCAAAUUUAGUAAGCACUUAAGCUGUAGUUGGUUCAAAAUCUAGUGGCUUAUUUAUUGACACUGCAGCAUUUCUAAGGUGGAAUAAGGCUUUUGUACCAAGGACGAACAAAACACAACACCCAAUUUCUUAACUGUGAAAGAUCUGCAUAAUUAGCAUGUUAUGUUAAAAUAUUUU